CAUUGGGGCAAGAAGAUAAAACGCUUCCCAUAUCUCUGCAGCCUUUACGCUGAUAUCAUUGCCAAAACCGCCAUUUCCGUUUCCCCAUCGAGCAAUUCUGCUUUUGCACGCGCCACUACAACUCGAAGCCCCAUUGGUUGCUUAUUGCCAAGAUUCUUCCUCCAUAGCCAGCUUCCCUUCUUAUUCUUACUGGCAUCAAAGGACACGCCCGUACCAGAUCCUUGCCCUUGCCCCUAAAACGCCAUUUGACAGACAGGGCAAGCCACAAAGAAAUUACCCUCCCCGAGUUUGCUCUGCUCUGCUCUCUCUUUCCCCUCCACCGGGAACUGUGCUUGACGCCGUUCUUACUCUGGCAGCUCAGCUGUCGGUCUCUCUCUCUCUCUACAUAUAUAUUAUAUUGGUGCCGGUGAUUGCCUGGGAAAUACUUCACGAAAAGCGAAUAUAUUCGGGCUCGCUGGCAUCGGUGUUUGGAUUCUUGGCUUGCGGGUGAGCCAAUGGAUCUGCGGCUAGGGCUUUAACUCGGAGAUAAGUGUGCGCUUAGCACGCCUAGUUUGGAAUCCACUGCCAAAAAUGAAGCAGAAAGGAGAGCUUGUUACGAGCGCCAAGAUUCGGAAGUAUGCCUUGAUCGGAUUACUCGUCUUCCUCGGGCUGAUUUGUCUGUACUACGGCUCAUCGGUGGCUCCAGGUCUGCCGGCGUCCGAGGGCGCUGCUUCAGCCUUGGACGACGGCGCCGAUCCUGUAAUCCGCGGCUUUGUUCCCAAGCGCGACUACUUCGAUGAAAUGUUUGAGGACCAAGAGCACAAUCCUGAAGUACCCAAGUCCAUACCCAUUUGUGAUAUGAGGUACUCGGAACUGAUACCAUGUUUGGAUAGAAAUUUGAUAUAUCAGAUGAAACUGAAGCCUAAUUUGUCGUUAAUGGAGCAUUAUGAACGGCAUUGUCCACCACCGCGACGGCGUUACAACUGUCUUAUUCCCCCUCCAAAUGGCUACAAGAUCCCAAUUAGAUGGCCAGCGAGUAGGGAUGAAGUGUGGAAAGCAAAUAUACCGCAUACACAUCUUGCACUGGAGAAGUCAGAUCAGAAUUGGAUGUUUGUGGAUGGAGACAAGAUAAAGUUUCCUGGCGGGGGGACUCAUUUCCAUUAUGGAGCUGAUAAGUACAUCAGUGCUAUCGCUGCAAUGCUCAAGUUUCCGGGUGAUAAACUCCACAACGAUGGCAAUAUACGCAAUGUUCUUGAUGUGGGAUGUGGGGUUGCAAGUUUUGGGGCAUACCUUCUGCCACUAAACAUUAUAGCUAUGUCACUUGCGCCUAAUGAUGUUCACGAGAACCAAAUACAGUUUGCCCUGGAGAGGGGCAUUCCAUCUACUCUAGGUGUCUUGGGGACAAAAAGAUUGCCUUUUCCAAGCAGAUCAUUUGAACUUGCUCAUUGCUCCCGAUGUAGAAUUGAUUGGCUUCAAAGAGGUGGAAUUCUCUUUUUGGAACUUGACAGAUUACUACGACCUGGAGGAUAUUUUGUCUACUCUUCUCCUGAAGCCUAUGCACAUGAUUUGGAGAAUCGAAGAAUUUGGAAUGCAAUGUAUGAUCUUUUGAGAAGAAUGUGUUGGAGAGUAGUUUCAAGGAGAGACCAAACCGUUAUAUGGGCUAAGCCACUAAGUAAUAGCUGUUACUUGAAGAGAAAUCCUGGGACCCAUCCUCCGUUGUGCAGUUCUGAGGAUGAUCCAGAUACAAGUUGGAAUGUGUUGAUGAAGCCCUGCAUCACCCCAUACUCUGCAAAGAUGCAUAAAGAAAAAGGAAGUGGUCUAGAACCUUGGCCAAAAAGGCUAACAGCAGCUCCUCCGCGUCUUGAAGAAAUUAAUGUUAGUCCUGAUGAAUUUCUAGAAGAUUCUAGCAUAUGGCACUAUCGAGUGACUGAGUACUGGAAGCAGAUGAAAUCUGUUAUACGGAAAGAUUCCUUCAGAAAUGUAAUGGAUAUGAAUUCGAAUCUUGGUGGCUUUGCUGCUGCCCUUAAAGAUAAAGAUGUUUGGAUAAUGAAUGUUGCUUCUGUCAAUGCAUCUUCCAGAUUGAAGAUUAUAUAUGAUCGAGGCUUAAUUGGAACAGUUCAUGACUGGUGUGAAUCCUUCUCUACGUACCCACGCACGUACGAUCUCCUACAUGCUUGGACAGUGUUUUCAGAGGUUGAGAGUCGAGUCUGUAGUGUGGAGGAUUUGCUGAUUGAGAUGGAUCGCAUGCUACGGCCUGAGGGUUUUGUCAUCAUAAGAGACAAACCUUCGGUCAUAAACCAUAUUCAAAAAUUCUUGACUGCCUUGAGAUGGGAUGGAUGGGUAUCAGAAGUAGAACCCAGGAUUGAUUCCCUCUCCUUAAACGAGGAAAGAGUUCUGAUAGCUAGAAAGAAGCUGUGGGAGGAUGAUGCAACAACUUUGUGAAAUAUGUUAUCUUGUUCAGAGAACAUUCCCCCUUUCUGAUAUUUGAGAUGAUACGUCAGAUAGACGUACAACUAGAUAUGGAAUAUGCAUGCAGCAACACCUAGAUUCAUCUGUGAACAGUUAACAAGCAUGUGUUAGUGAAGCCAAAUGCAGGUCAUGUAUACGUCCAGUGUUAGAGGAAUUUGUGUAUCUACUUGGAUAUGCUUUCUAGAAAUUAAAUUUUGAAUCUUUGAUUCCUAGGCAUUUACAUGAUCCUUCUUGCU
Messenger RNA from Diospyros lotus (date-plum), 2684 nucleotides. RefSeq names its product probable methyltransferase PMT9. Gene Ontology annotation, molecular function: methyltransferase activity. Bases 571 to 2421 code for a protein of 616 amino acids. Lineage: Eukaryota; Viridiplantae; Streptophyta; Magnoliopsida; Ericales; Ebenaceae. Gene Ontology annotation, cellular component: trans-Golgi network; endosome; cytoplasm. The transcript is spliced from 8 exons. The record is from RefSeq and is a predicted model, not a curated record.